UUUUUCCCGAUCAGCAUGAACGCCGCACACUUCUCUCCUCAGCCUUAUGACAGUUACACUCUCUCCCGUCGCCAACACGGAAGCAGCAUGGCGUCCGGCAGCGAUGGUGGCUCCGAAAGCCAACAAGUCGCUCAGCAGAGGUUAAGGAUAAUUGCAGGGCAUUUACGAGCACCGGCGGAUAGCGGUUCCGCCAUUGUAGCCGCCGAGUGCAAAGCCCAAGGGAGCGAGGCGGAUGCCGUCCAGCAAGAGAAGAGGACUAUGCCGAGGAGGAGGCAGGAUAUCAUGAAGUGGAACGGUUGGGGCUACAGCGAUUCAAGGUUCCUCUUCAAUAAGAAAGGCCAAGCAGAAUUCACUGGCAAAAGAUAUAGAUUGAGUGGUAUGAUCAUCCCUGGCCUGAAAGACUGGUUUGAAAGCACAUUUGGAGCCAGUCUGCAGCACAAAACUCCGCCAACACCCCUCCUGAACAACAACGCCGUACAAGCUCCCACUCUUAACGAGCCCUUUGUGGACGAUUUGAAAUCCUCUGGCAUUCCCUUCUCUCACGAUGCAGAGGACCGUGUAUUUCGCAGCCAUGGACAUUGCCUACAUGAGAUCUUUGCCAUGCGAGAAGGGAGAUUUGGUCGCCUUCCGGAUGUGGUGGUCUGGCCUAACUGCCACAAUGAUGUCGUCAAAGUUGUGGAACUGGCAUGCAAACACAACGUUUGCGUAAUACCAUACGGAGGAGGCACAAGUGUUUCCAGUGCUCUCGAGUGUCCUGCAGAUGAAGCUCGCUGUAUUGUCUCUCUGGAUACCUCUCAGAUGAACCGCAUUCUGUGGAUCGAUGAGAAAAAUUUAACUGCCCACUUGGAAGCCGGCAUCAUUGGUCAGGAUUUGGAGCGUCAGCUCAACGAGAGCGGCUACUGCACAGGCCACGAGCCGGACUCCAUGGAGUUCAGCUCAGUUGGGGGCUGGGUGGCAACCAGAGCAUCAGGCAUGAAGAAGAACAUCUACGGCAACAUUGAGGAUCUGGUUGUCCACGUGAAGAUGGUGACACCACGCGGGGUGAUUGAGAAGAGCUGUCAAGGCCCCCGCAUGUCUACAGGGCCGGACGUUCACCAUUUCAUCAUGGGAUCUGAAGGAACCCUGGGCGUGGUCACAGAGGUGACGAUGAAGAUUCGACCCAUGCCAGAGUAUCAGAAAUACGGCUCGGUGGUGUUCCCCAACUUUGAGAAGGGUGUCGCUUGUCUUCGAGAAGUUGCCAAGCAGAGGUGUGCUCCUGCAUCUAUUCGGCUCAUGGAUAAUGAGCAAUUUAAAUUUGGUCACGCCCUCAAGCCUCAAGUGUCCUCACUUUUCACCUCCUUUCUGGACGGCCUGAAGAAACUGUACAUCACCAAGUUCAAAGGCUUUGACCAGAAUCGCUUGUGCGUGGCCACCCUGCUGUUUGAGGGAGACCGAGAGAAGGUCCUGCAGCACGAGAAGCAAGUUUAUGACAUUGCCGCAAAGUUUGGAGGCCUGGCAGCCGGAGAGGACAAUGGGCAGAGGGGCUACAUGUUGACCUUUGUCAUCGCUUACCUCCGGGACUUGGGGAUGGACUACUAUGUGAUAGGCGAGUCCUUUGAGACCUCUGUUCCUUGGGACAGGGUUUUGGACAUCUGCCGGAACGUCAAAGCUCGCAUCGUAGGAGAGUGCAAAGACAAAGGAGUCCAGUUUCCGCCAUUGUCCACAUGCAGGGUGACUCAAACAUACGACGCCGGCGCUUGUGUCUACUUUUACUUCGCCUUCAACUACAGGGGCCUGGCUGAUCCAGUGCACGUGUAUGAACAAGUCGAGCACGCCGCUCGAGAGGAGAUCCUUGCCAACGGGGGCAGUUUAUCGCAUCAUCAUGGAGGUAAGACAAGCUCACGUGGAUUCUCAUUUGCAUCACGGGAGCGUUCUUAUGCAUGCGCACGUCUCAACGUGCAAGAUCUGUGUGACACCAUGACAAACCACAAGCACAAUCCCAACACAGAAGUCUGCAAUUGUGCCGGUGUAUCUGUUGUUGUGAUCAUUAUUCUUAUUUUAUACGUGCGUUUAGCGGGUCAGAUCCCGAUAAUCUUUCUGAUUUUAAUCAUGUUUCCUCUUCCGAAUGAAGGGGGAGUCACUGGAGUUAGCAGACGAGCUAAAAGUUAGCCUAGCGUCUUCUAUUUCUUCCGCGACUACUACCACUCUUUGCUCUUCU
Molecule: messenger RNA, 2197 nt
Organism: Hippocampus comes (tiger tail seahorse)
Lineage: Eukaryota; Metazoa; Chordata; Actinopteri; Syngnathiformes; Syngnathidae
Gene: agps
Product: alkylglycerone phosphate synthase
Exons: 20
Coding region: 16-2148 (710 amino acids)
Biological process (GO): lipid biosynthetic process
Cellular component (GO): peroxisome
Molecular function (GO): alkylglycerone-phosphate synthase activity; FAD binding
Source: RefSeq, a predicted model, not a curated record